Ostreococcus tauri is the source of this 1008-nucleotide messenger RNA. Its product is annotated as Ferredoxin-dependent bilin reductase. The record is from RefSeq and is a predicted model, not a curated record. NCBI's taxonomy places the organism in Eukaryota, Viridiplantae, Chlorophyta, Mamiellophyceae, Mamiellales, Bathycoccaceae. Gene Ontology annotation, molecular function: oxidoreductase activity, acting on the CH-CH group of donors, iron-sulfur protein as acceptor; cobalt ion binding. The transcript has a single exon. Bases 1 to 1008 code for a protein of 335 amino acids. Gene Ontology annotation, biological process: phytochromobilin biosynthetic process.
AUGGGCGCGAGCGUUGCGGUGGAGACGUCGGUGCCGUGCGCGAGCGAGCGCACCGACGCGGCGUUCGUGCGGCGUCGUCGUUCGUCUGCGACGAGGAACUUUUCGCUCUCGAGCGCACGAAGACGCGUCGUCUCGCGCGCCGCCGACGCGUCGGGGCGCGCCGUAGAGUCGUCGUCGUCGUCGUCAUUUUCGUCGUCUGCAUCGGGCGUCGCGUUCACGUUUCGCGCGCACGAGGCGUCGACGCGAGAGGCGUUGGCGCGGCGGUGCGGCGCGGCGUCCGCCGUGGAGACGACGACGAAAACGAACGAGCGGUUGGGCGUGACGACCACGACGGACGUUUGGCGCACGCCUCGAUUACGUCGCGUGCGGUCGACGUACGUGGACGGAGGGGAGGCGGCGCAGAUUUUUAAUUUAGUGGCGUACCCAGAGCCGAGCGCGCCGGACGCGCCGCUGCUCGGCGUGGAUUUAAUUUGCGUCGGUAAAGGGAACGCGAGGAAGAUUUUGAUCGGCGUGGAUUUGCAACCGAUGUGUCGGGACAUGGAUUACGCUUCGGCGUACGUGCCGGAUCUCUUGGCGGUCGUGGGAGCAGGUGGACGUGCGUCGACGGCGGCGGCGAAGCUAAAUGCGACGACUCCGUCGAAUAAAUUUUACGAGGACGCUGAGUUCUUCUCCAGAGGGAUGUUCUUCGCCAGGCCCGAAAGCGCGAGCGAGGACGUCAUGCGAUGUUCGCUUGACGUCGUCGAGGCGUACGUGGACGUGUGGCUCGCACGCUUGGAUGAGGCGGAGCGCGAAGCGGAGGCCAUGGAUGGCGCGUGUAAAUUUGGACUGGCACUCGAGGAUGUGCGUCGAUGCGUACUCACGGAAGAGACGGCGCGAGCGGCGCAGGAUGCGCACGAUGCGUGGCAACUUACACACGAUCCCGCGAUUCCGAUGUUUGCGAGCUGGUACGGCGAGGAUUGGGCGCGCGAGUUCGCGGAAACGGUUCUGUUUCCAGGCGCAAAGGCGUAG